Messenger RNA from Homalodisca vitripennis (glassy-winged sharpshooter), 5044 nucleotides. RefSeq names its product pleckstrin homology domain-containing family J member 1-like. The record is from RefSeq and is a predicted model, not a curated record. Gene Ontology annotation, biological process: retrograde transport, endosome to Golgi; receptor recycling; endosome organization. Gene Ontology annotation, cellular component: trans-Golgi network; early endosome; recycling endosome. Lineage: Eukaryota; Metazoa; Arthropoda; Insecta; Hemiptera; Cicadellidae. The transcript is spliced from 6 exons. Bases 155 to 763 code for a protein of 202 amino acids.
GUAGUAUAAUAGUACUGAUAACCUCACUCUUAGUGACAACCAUGUUUGAAGUGGCUAAUUAAUUUACUGUACAAGUAAAAGUAGAAUGUGUUCGACGUGUUUAGUUUCUUGUACGCUUUUCUAAUUGCACAUUAGUUUGAAGUAAAAGAAUAUAAUGCGUUUUAACGACAGUGAACUCGCAACACUUAGCUCAUCAAAUGCAGACUUGGAAGGGCGUCUGAAUUACAGGAAAACACCAAGUGGAAAUUUUAGUCAGAGUGGAUCAGGAUUCAAGGAAAGAUGGUUUAAGUUGAAGUAUAAUCUUCUCUUCUUUUUCAAGAUAAACGAACUAGGACACAUAGACAAAAAGCCAGCAGGUGUGUUUGUGCUGGAGUCGGCCAAAGUCCAGAUAGAACUCUCAGGAGGCCAAUUUGCCUUCUCCAUUACCUUCAGAGAUGAUCCUGACAAGAAACACAUUUUCUCCGCCAGGUCGGAAGGGGAUGUGCAUUUAUGGGUACAUUCACUGAAGAAAUCUACGUAUGAAUCAUUACGGAAUCAACUUGUUACGCUCCAAGGUAAAAUCAAGAGGAUUACUGGGAAGGACCCUCUGCUCAUGUAUCCGAGGAACAAAGGAAUUGUGAGGAACAUUUCAGAGGUAUCUCAACACCAGAGCACUUCAUCAUUCAUCAAGGCAACGUUCCAGAGCCACCUGAGGUUUACUGAAACUUCUACCAUCGUACCUACUCCCCACCAUGUUCCUGAGACAAAUCUUAUCGAACUGUGAUACCAGACUGUACUUACUUCUAGAUCUGCCUGUACGUGUGUUCAUCUCUGUACCUGCCUGGCUUUAGUGAGUAGUUUUGUGGUUACACAUUUGUUCUCUUAUAGUAUGUUAAUCACUGUUUAGGCCACAGACCAAUGGUGAUAACCAUUUAACUGCUGAUGUGUUUAAAGGUGCCACGUAGGUUCUCAUCGGUACCAUGACUUCUAUCAUGUUAUUACUGUAUGUAAGGGUCAAAUAAGUUGUGCAGUUGAAGUUGCCUUGAACCUAUUUUGAAAUAACAUGGAUUAAAAUCCUGACUGUGACCACAUUUUGUCAGUAAUGUUAUUCUUGUAUUGUAUCCGUUCUUACCCUUUACUGUUUGUUACAUUUUCCCCACAGGCCAACUGUUAUGGGAAACGGAAGAAGAAAUAAUAAGAGGACAGCCAAUACAUUUGUCAUAAAACAAAUGGAAUACUAUUUUUUUGAACAAAAUCAACUGUAUAAUCAAUAAUAUUAUUAUUAUUAACCAUUAACCAAAUGUACAAUUUAUUACUGAAAAUGUAGGAAUUUAUUCCUAUAUCCUUGUGUUCUGCAUGGAAAUUGGCACUAAUUGAAAUGUAACAAGUAGUUGCAAGGAAGGAGUUCAUACUCAAAAUAUCAUACACAAAAUAUAAUGCCUGUAAAAUGCUGAUCAAAUAUAUAAAAGCAUCAUUAUUAAUUGUAAGAACACAAAUUGGUAUUGUGUUAAACUUAUAUAUCCAUGAAUAGAAGUGAUACUACAAUGCUUGAAAGUAUGUAAAUAUACAAACAGCAGUUAAGGAGUUAAUACCAUUAGUGUCAAUUUGUGUAUUCCAAUAAAACUAAAGCACCCUUAAUGGUAUCCAAAAAGACAGUUAAAAAACUAAGAACUGUUUAAUGUAUAAAAUAGGAUUUUUAACUCUUGUAUCUCCAAUAUACUUAUUGCUGUUUAAUGAGACAAGAUUAGUUGUGGAUUUCAAAUUUCAAACAAAAACUGUUUUAUAUUACAAUUAAUUUUUUUAUGAUAACCCAACGAAUACUUGUGUUAUUUUUUUGUUAUUCCCUAAUUAAGUUCGAAACAUAAUACAUUUAUUUAGUUGUAAACGUAUAUUUUUAUGCAUUGUCUACACAGCUUUCGAUGUGUAACUAAUAUUUUUUUACGUACUUACUGUAGAAAUGCAAUAAUAUGACUCAAUUGGGAUUAGAUAUAAUUUUUAAUAUAGCCUUUACAAGUUCUUAUUUGUUGUUAUUUGUAUGUGGUUCUUGUAAAAUAUGUGAAAAAGUGGUUUCAAUGUUUUAUUCCAUUUGUAAUACUCCUUUAAUUUGUGGUGUUAAUUGGUAAAAGCAUGUUAUGGUGACAAAUUCACUAUUUUGAAUAAAAUAUGAAGAUAAGCUUUUAAAAACAACCUAAAUGGCACCUAAUAUAAUAGAAAUCUUUUUAACAAUAUUUUUAUUUAUGAAGAUAUUUUUAAGUAUUUCUUAACUGCUGCAUGUAGAAGAUAAAAAUGAUGAUUAAAUACCAUAAAUUGUCCAUGUUAUGAAUGAGUGUUUUAGAUAUAUUAUAUUGUGUGUUAUAAAAUAAAUUAAGAUAGUUGAAGAUUAAAAAAUAAACUUUAGUCUACUUCAUAUAAACUUUAUUAUUUACUAUUUAUAAUGAUUUAUUUUUUUAUCUGUUCAUUCUUUAAGUCACAAAAACCUAAGCCAUAAGGUUAACAGAUAGAAUGGUAAAAAAGAAAACAACACAGAGAAACAUUGUGCAACUUUUUUUAUAACACAUCUUUAACUAUUGGCCACCUUUUACUGAGGUGUUGAUGAAGGAUAGGUUGACAAAGGACUGUAAGCUUUUAAUAAACAUUGCUAUUGUCUUAUAUUUCAAAAAGUUCAGAGUUAAUUUUUUAUGAAAAUCACCAUCACCUGAUAUUUUCAGUUUUGUUUCAACACUCCUUUAAUAUUUUAGAUCUUAUGUUUACCAGUUUUAUUACAAAUAAAUAGAAUGAACUGAAUGCUAAGUACUGUACAGUUAUAAAAAUAGAUAGCUUUUUCAAGUUUUAUUUAUAUCUGAACUAUUGCUUUCACUGCUUACUGGCAGUAAUAGCCUUUUUUAAGCUUUUUUUAAAUUUUUGAACAACUUGAUGACUUGUUUUGAAUCAAAUUAAAUUUAUAUAUCUUUCAAAUACAAACAAUGUGAGAGAACUGUAAUACAAUAGCAAGAUUUAAUUAUUAUGGCUUAUACAAAUUGAAGUUUCUAAUUAUGCAUAGUAGAGUUAUUUAAGAAGUAUAUACAUUUUUAUGUAUUCUGUUUAAGUCUAAUUUUGUAUAAAUGUUAACCUAAAAUUUAUGCAUGUAAAAUACACAAAUAAAAGCUGAUAUUCCAAACACCUAUUGAAACCAGAAUACUUGGUUUUGACAGCACAGGAGCAUCUUGAACAGAGUGUAUGAUUUAGAUUUAAAAUAUAAUAGGUUAAUAAUAGUAAAACAUAGACACAAUUAUUGCUUCUUUGGUUUUAGAUACCAUUAUGUUUCUUUGAUUUGCUCAUAUAUAACUACUUAAAACAAGCUUUUUAUUAUGCUUUAAUGAUUCCAUGACUGUAUUAUUAUAGUGUUUGCGUAUAUAUUAAUAAAGUAUAUUCUGAAAAAUAUACAAAUUUCUGACAAGUUUACAAGUCAAGUAAUAAAAGUUAGUAUUUUUGUGUGAUCAUGUUUUAUCAAUGUAUGUUUAUAUUGUAAAUUAUUGUAUUAGUAUUUUGAUAUUGACAUAGGGCAAAGGUUUGUACUAUAUAUUUUUGUCCAAAAAUAUAUUUUUUGUAGGAGGAUAUUAUUGUGAUAAUCUUAGCUUAGACAUAGUUAUGUCUCUUUUUUAAUGUCUGUAAGUAGAGAAAGAAAAAAAACAAGAUUUAAAGAAAACAUAUUUAGUGUAUUUUAUUUAUUCCAUUUAUCCUGUGUAGCACUAAAAUAUAAUUUGAUUUAAGUUUUUGUUAGGUAUUUCAUUAUACUUAGCUAAAACAUUCUCAGUUUGCUUCUAACUGGUAUUAUAUGUAGGUAUAUGUUUUCUCAGUUUGCUUCUAACUGGAUUAUAUGUAGGUAUAUGAUUAAGGUAUAAGAUUAGUGCAAUAUAAUGUAUGAGAUGUAUUGUAAUGUACAAAAAAUAGUUAGUAAAUAGUUUUGAAAACUAGUUGUCUGUACGGGCUACACUUAUAAAUAGUGUCUCAAAAUUUAAUACUUGAGUUAUGUCAAUUGUACUGAAGUACUGUGAUGUGCUUGGAGUACUCUAUAGAACACGCUAGUUUCAUGGCAUAUACUGAAGAAUGAGUUUAUCAAUGAUAUCAACUCAAUAAAAUAAUUCUUUCUAAAAAGAUAUAAUUAAAACAAAUAAUUUCUUAAGUUUGCAUCAUGGAAAUAAGCCAAAUGUUUAGAAUUUCUUAAUAAUUAUGUCUAUUAAUAGUAGCAGAUUGAGUGAAAACUUGUCUUCUCCCUUUUCGUACACGUUGGCAUGAUCUUAUCAUAUCAAUCUCUCACCCUGUUUUACUUCCAAGUGGGUAUUUUUCCCUCUGCAUUCACCUAUUGACGAUAAGAUGUAAACAUAAAUGAUCUCAAAACCUUAAAAUAUUGUUUACAUAAGUCAAAUGUAUAUUUUUUAUAGGAAGAGUUUUAUUUACUGAGAAUUUAUAUUAACACUGAAUGGCUGUCAGUAAUUUAGAUUUGAUACCGAUGAAAAAAUUACACAAAGUAUGUAUUGCAGUAGUUUGAAGCAUCAGUAUAACUGUAACUCACUGUGUUCUGUAAGGAAGGGAGGGUAGUCAAGGUGUGAAUGUUACAUAGUCAUAUUUAGAAUUACUACCCUGACAGCACUCAGCCAUUACCUUGAGCAUUAUUUUCUAGGCAUUGGACAAAGUCUUUGUUACACUUAAAUAUAACUGAACUGUAAUGGUUUUAAUAAUUCACUCUUCUUCUGUAACUGUCAAGGAUAUCUUAGACCAAAACCAAUUGGCAAUUUUUUUAUGUUGGAGAUAUCUACCAGCUGUAUUAUGGGCUUAUUUUAAAAUCUGGAUUUGACAAUGAAAGAAUUGUAGUCCAAAUUAAUCUGGAUCAUUGACGAUGGUGAAAGACAUUAGUGAAUCAGCCAAAAAUCUUGGUGUCUGUAUUAAGUUAAACUUUUCAGAUUGUAUUGAAUUACCAGGAUAUCAUUAGAGUACACUUUUGAUUCGUGUAUAUAUCAGAUUACAACACAUAUAAAACAGUAAUUAUGUUUAUCUGGCACUUUUGAUAGCAAUAGCCGAGAUCACU